GGAUGUCCGCGUAACCAACAUUGGGUCAUUUUGGCAGGGUCGAUGUUCCGAUUCAUGCAAAGGCGUAACUUGCUCAUUUCUCGAAUGAUUUUAAGGAGGUUUACUUUUUGUCAAUACCAAAGCGUGGGUUAUCAAUAUAGAGGAUUGGCUUGCGAUCAGUUACCCGAGUUCCUUUAUCGUAAUUGAAUGGCGUUCAGCGCAUCCUGAUGCAGCCCAAUGUGUCAGCAUAUAACACACGCACACACAAAUGCGCAAACGACUUUGCCCCUACCAGCCGUAAGCACACAACUCAAAGGUACAUGAACACCAUGUCGGAUUCUCUGUAUGAGAAGUUUCUGACCCCAGAGGAGCCUUUCCCCCUCCUCUCCCAGAGAGCCAACCUCAGCGACGUGGGGACCCUGGACGUCAGUGAUUUCAGCUGUCAGCUUUCAUCCUGUCAUAGGACGGACCCCCUACGUCGCUUCCACAGCAACAGGUGGAACCUGACUUCCUGUGGCACAAGCGUGGCCAGCUCCGAAUGCAGUGAAGAGCUCUUCUCUUCCGUGUCUGUGGGUGACCAGGACGACUGCUACUCUCUCCUGGAUGAUCAGGAGCUGACAUCCCUGGACCUGUUUCCUGAGGGCAGUGUUUGCAGUGAUGUUUCUUCCUCCAUCAGCACGUACUGGGACUGGUCUGAUAGUGAGUUUGAGUGGCAGUUGCCAGGAAGUGACAUCACUAGCAACAGUGAUGUUCUGUCCGACAUCAUUCCAAGUGUUCCGAAUUCACCUUGUUUGGUUCCCAAGAGGAAGCUGAAGCCUCACCUUCAUCGAAACCUGGAUGAGCUCCCAUGGAGCGCCAUGACAAAUGAUGAACAAGUGGAAUACAUCGAGUACCUGAGUCGUAAGGUCAGCACGGAAAUGGGCCUGCGAGAGCAACUGGACAUCAUUAAGAUCAUCGAUCCCUGUGCUCAAAUCUCCCCCACGGACAGCGAGUUCAUCAUCGAGCUCAACUGUCUUACUGACGAGAAACUCAAGCAGGUUCGCAGCUACAUCAGAGAGCAUGGCCCAAGGCAGAGGACCAGCAGCACCAGAGAGGCUUGGAAGAGGAGCAGCCACAGCAGCGCCAGCACGGGCGGCGUCAGCGGGGUCAGCAGCAGUAACGCCAGCAUGGUUAGCUCCGCCAGCUCCACGACCAGCUCCACGGCCUCCAACUCUGUCGCAGGCGGAACAGCUUCGGCCUGCAGUGGCAGCAGCAUUGCAAACAUUAGCAGAGCUUACAGUGACGGCAAUCUUUCCAGUGCCGCAGAACGCAUCAGAGAUUCUAAAAAACGUUCCAAGCAGCGCAAGCUCCAGCAGAAAGCCCUGCGCAAGCGUCAGCUGAAGGAGCAGCGGCAGGCCCGCAAGGAGCGUCUGAGCGGCCUGUUUCUUAAUGAGGAGGUGCUGUCGCUGCGGGUGACCGAGGAGGACGACCGCGGCGACGAUCUGGACGUGCUCAUGUGACACCAGUGAAUGAAUCAAUGCUCCCUCUUACGCCCGUAGAGCUUGGCAUGCUUAGUUUAGUCUUGGCUAACACGAUCGUUAGGCUUUGCUGUUACUAAGAGCUUCUAGUAGCUAAUGCUAAACGUGAUCACGUAUACAGUUAAGGUUUGUUUAAAUUACUCACAAAAAUGUGGGGAUUUUGGGUGAAAUAUCAAGAUUUAAACUAAAAACCAGGUGAACCUAAUUUGAGUCAAUUCUAAUCUGACUGUUCAAUUUUCCACCACUUUUUGCGUAUCGUGUUCUCGCCAAAAAAAAGGUAAACAGGAAAAAUCAGAAGAGCUUUUUGAUCCAUGUAUAAUUUUAACAAUGUCCGUUUCUGCAAUUCCUCUGGUCUUUAUCUCCUUUGCAAGCUACUUAUGGCAAACUUGACACUGCUCUGAGGCCAUCAUCGUACGCCCAGCAGCUGAUCAACAAAUAUGCCCACUUAAUUUUCAGUCUCAUCAGCAGGUUGCAAUAGAAAGAGUCAAAGAAAGGCUUUUGUGAAUGUUGCCAUUCAACUCCUUGUUGCAGAAUAAGUUGUGUAAAAAGACGUUGAACAGUUGAACAUGUGGGUUCAAAUGGUUAGAGGUCCAGUUAAGUUCACCUAUGAAUUCACCGUACAUUUUUAGUUCAUCCUGAAAAUGUCACCUGAAAGCCCAGUAUCCCAACAUUUUUGUGUAACGUACAAAGGACAGUCAAAAAGUAGCAGGCCCAAUUUAAUUGAACUUGUUAGUUAUCUUUCCUCUUCCUCUCGCCUUGUUUGGAAAUGACAUCAUUAGAUGUUAGUCAGAAGCUGAAAACUGAUUGAAUUUCUUGUUUUGGUUGGGCCAGCACCAUUAAACAAUUUCAGGUGCUGUGGGGUUUUGUCAUGAAUGAUGACACUUUUUGGUGAUGUCAUCAGUGCUGCCUGGACAGUGAUCUCGGAUCAGGGGCUCAACCUCGCGCUAUUCCCAGGAUGAACCGCUGCUGUUCUUCUGCUUGUCAUAGAGCUCACUCAAAGCAGGCUCUUGUUCAUGGCCUUUGAUCCUGAACCCCAAGUUUUUUUUUGGGCUGUAGCCUAUAUUGCAGCUUCCCCCCGAUACAAAACAAUUAUUGGUAUGUUAAAUUAAAUUGGACUCAUUUUUUGACUACCCUUCAUAUAUUUCAACUUGGCUGCUGUAAUAGGCUAGAAACUUGGAUAUUGUAGAAACAAAUUUUAGCUGCGCCGAGGUCACUCGCUGCUCUCUGAGACGGCAGGUAGAAAGUGUGAAGCGGAUCGAGCUGAGCUUUGCUGUCGUUCUAAUUUGUAGUUCCAUUCUGCUUGUUAAGGCUUCGAGGGAGCAUUGAACACAUGCAUGUGAAAGCUCCCGCCUCCUCUAUAUGAUUCAGUAACCCUCAGCAUUGUUCCUUUUCCAAUCCAUCCAUUAACCAAAUAAAUGUAUGUGUUGUAAAUAACUAUUAAAUAACAUAUUUACUGCUUGUUUUCAUCUUAUCCUCAGCCAUAAUGGUUUAAUUGAAAAUGUUUUUUUCCUCCCGCUAUGUGUAAAAGUAAUGAUGCUAUUAAACUUUAGUGGUAUUUUUAGUCACAUUUAGAGUUGGUAGUUUUGAUUUAAGGAUUUUUUUUCCCCACCCCCUGAUAGCACUCCGAAUGUAAGUCUGCCAACGCACAGAGGAAUGAAUCGAGUGUCUGUGUGUUCAUGUACUGUAUUGUACGCGGCUUCCGUGGUCUCUGAAUUCUAACGUCAAGCUAAUGACUCCUUGAUGUGAAUUUAAUGGCUUUGUAAGUCAUAACCUUUUGUUUCAUUCCAUCUCUUAACAUCCUUGAUACUCUAUCCUAUCCUCUAGCUUUGGUUCUCCUGGAUUAAUUUUUAAUUGGUCUUCUUUUCAAAGCAGUACUAUGUAUUCUGUAGUGUCGAAGUAGUAAAAUUCUAUUUUGGGAAGAAAACAGAUAAUUUUCAAAAGAAAAAAAGUCACAGUGUGGUGCAAUGAAAUUGUGUAAAUAAUGUUUUGCUGAUUCUGACUAUUAAAAUGAUUGAAAAUG
Molecule: messenger RNA, 3516 nt
Organism: Syngnathoides biaculeatus (alligator pipefish)
Lineage: Eukaryota; Metazoa; Chordata; Actinopteri; Syngnathiformes; Syngnathidae
Gene: fam199x
Product: family with sequence similarity 199, X-linked
Exons: 8
Coding region: 207-1478 (423 amino acids)
Source: RefSeq, a predicted model, not a curated record